CGAGAAAGGAGGAGGGCGCUACAGGCGACAGCGCUGCAGACGCCAUUAUCCUCUGCUUCUCCGCUGCACGGACGUCGCCGUCGUGCUCGUCUCCCAUUCGAUUGCGGCCUAUUGGUGGAUCCAUUUAAUUCAAGAAAAUGGAGACCGAACAGCCAGAAGAAACCUUCCCCAACACCGAAACCAAUGGUGAAUUUGGUAAACGCCCUGCAGAAGAUAUGGAAGAGGAACAAGCCUUCAAAAGAUCUAGAAAUACUGAUGAGAUGGUUGAAUUGCGCAUUUUGCUUCAGAGCAAGAAUGCUGGGGCAGUGAUUGGAAAAGGAGGCAAGAAUAUUAAGGCUCUCCGUACGGACUACAAUGCCAGUGUUUCAGUCCCAGACAGCAGUGGCCCCGAGCGCAUACUGAGUAUCAGUGCUGAUAUUGAGACGAUUGGAGAAAUUCUGAAGAAAAUCAUCCCUACCUUGGAAGAGGGCCUGCAGUUGCCAUCACCCACUGCAACCAGCCAGCUCCCGCUCGAAUCUGAUGCUGUGGAAUGCUUAAAUUACCAACAUUAUAAAGGAAGCGACUUUGACUGCGAGUUGAGACUGUUGAUUCAUCAGAGUCUGGCAGGAGGAAUUAUUGGUGUUAAAGGUGCUAAAAUCAAAGAACUUCGAGAAAACACUCAGACAACAAUCAAGCUUUUCCAGGAGUGCUGCCCUCAUUCUACUGACAGAGUUGUUCUCAUUGGAGGAAAACCUGAUAGGGUGGUAGAAUGCAUCAAGAUCAUUCUUGACCUUAUAUCUGAGUCUCCCAUCAAAGGACGUGCACAACCUUAUGAUCCCAACUUUUAUGACGAAACCUAUGAUUAUGGUGGUUUUACAAUGAUGUUUGAUGACCGCCGAGGACGGCCUGUAGGAUUUCCCAUGAGGGGAAGAGGUGGUUUUGACAGAAUGCCUCCUGGCCGGGGUGGGCGUCCCAUGCCUCCUUCUAGAAGAGAUUAUGAUGAUAUGAGUCCGCGCCGAGGACCUCCUCCACCUCCUCCUGGUCGAGGUGGACGGGGUGGCAGCAGAGCUCGGAAUCUUCCUCUUCCUCCACCACCACCACCCAGAGGGGGAGAUCUAAUGGCUUAUGACAGAAGAGGAAGGCCUGGAGACCGCUAUGAUGGCAUGGUUGGAUUCAGUGCUGAUGAAACUUGGGACUCUGCAAUUGACACAUGGAGCCCAUCAGAAUGGCAAAUGGCUUAUGAGCCACAGGGUGGUUCUGGAUAUGAUUAUUCUUAUGCAGGGGGUCGAGGCUCAUAUGGUGAUCUUGGCGGACCUAUUAUCACUACACAAGUAACUAUUCCCAAAGAUUUGGCUGGAUCUAUUAUUGGCAAAGGUGGUCAGCGGAUUAAGCAAAUUCGUCAUGAAUCUGGAGCAUCAAUCAAAAUUGAUGAACCUUUAGAAGGAUCUGAAGAUCGGAUCAUUACCAUUACAGGAACCCAGGACCAGAUACAGAAUGCACAGUAUUUGCUGCAGAACAGUGUGAAGCAGUAUGCAGAUGUUGAAGGAUUCUAAUGCAAGAUAUUUUUUCUUUUUUAUAGUGUGAAGCAGUAUUCUGGAAAGUUUUUCUAAGACUAGUGAAGAACUGAAGGAGUCCUGCAUCUUUUUUUUUUUAUCUGCUUCUGUUUAAAAAGCCAACAUUCCUCUGCUUCAUAGGUGUUCUGCAUUUGAGGUGUAGUGAAAUCUUUGCUGUUCACCAGAUGUAAUGUUUUAGUUCCUUACAAACAGGGUUGGGGGGAGGGCAUGCAAAAACUAACAUUGAAAUUUUGAAACAGCAGCAGAGUGAGUGACUUUUAUUUUUUGUUCAUUGUUGGUGGUUUUAAAAAAAUUCCCCCCAUGUAAUUAUUGUGAACACCUUGCUUUGUGGUCACUGUAACAUUGGGGGGGUGGGACAGGGAGGAAAGUAAUAGUCCACAUGUCCCUGGCAUUUGUUCAGAGCAGUGUGCAGAAUGUAAUGCUCUUUUGUAAGAAACGUUUUAUGAUUUUUAAAAUAAAUUUAGUGAAUCUA
Apodemus sylvaticus (European woodmouse) is the source of this 2025-nucleotide messenger RNA. It is a transcript of the gene Hnrnpk, whose product is annotated as heterogeneous nuclear ribonucleoprotein K. Gene Ontology annotation, biological process: regulation of mRNA splicing, via spliceosome; regulation of transcription by RNA polymerase II. Bases 138 to 1532 code for a protein of 464 amino acids. The record is from RefSeq and is a predicted model, not a curated record. Gene Ontology annotation, cellular component: cytoplasm; nucleus. Gene Ontology annotation, molecular function: mRNA binding. The transcript has 16 exons. Lineage: Eukaryota; Metazoa; Chordata; Mammalia; Rodentia; Muridae.